Hansenula ciferrii is the source of this 906-nucleotide messenger RNA. RefSeq lists its product as uncharacterized. Bases 1 to 906 code for a protein of 301 amino acids. Lineage: Eukaryota; Fungi; Ascomycota; Saccharomycetes; Phaffomycetales; Wickerhamomycetaceae. The transcript has a single exon. The record is from RefSeq and is a predicted model, not a curated record.
AUGAGUAAUAAAUUAACAGCUACACAGAGAAAAGGAUACAACACAAUUUUAAACUUGACAGAUGAAGAAUUGAUUGGAACGUUACGUUUGGAGCCAGUAAAAACAAAAAAGAAUUCAACAACAGGUACAAUGUAUAAAAAUUGUCAAUCUGAACGUUUUGUCGCUGCCUUAUGUGAUCCAAGAACUUCUUAUGAAUUUAAAUCCAAGGAGAUUUUUGAAAUUGUUGAACCUCAAAACGUUGAAUAUAAGAAGUUUACUAUCAAAUUAACAUUGAAAAGUCAUCCUACAAGUGCCUUGAGUAAAGAUGAUAUCAAGAAUAUCAAAGCUUACAUUGAUUGGUGUGAAAAGCAACACCAUUUGGAGAUAUUUAUGCAACCAGAUUUGAAUAUUUCAGAUGUUACAAGUUACUUGAAUAAAGUUGGUUCUUUGAAGUCGGAUAAAGAAAUUGAUGAUGAUGUUAGCAAAAUUAACCUAGAAAGGAUUCCAAGGGUUUUUAUUCGCAUUAAAACUCCAGAAUUUUUCAGAUGUUUCCAUCAACUAUUGAACAUUUAUUCAAAUUCAUUAUUAAAUUCAAGUCAUUAUGCACAAUUCAAAUUGAUUGGGAAAGUUUUCCAAAGGCAGAGAUCAAAUUUUAUAAGUAUUGAAGGAACAAUACCUCAUCGUAAUUGUGCUUAUUUCUUCAAGCCAUCAAAGUCAAGUAGUAAAUAUUUAAUCAAUAGUGAAUAUUUAAAGACAUACUCAAGUACGUUUAAGAAGACUGAUCUUGGAAUUUCUUCAUCAAAUCUUCAAAAGAAAUUUUAUUCGAUAUAUGAUAUGGAUUGUCCAAAUGAUAAGAUCAACAUCAAAAAGAAUGCAGACAAGCUGCCUGAAGAAGAUUCUUUACCACCUUUUUCAAACAUUGAAUGA